Messenger RNA from Trypanosoma rangeli, 417 nucleotides. Its product is annotated as cytochrome p450-like protein. The record is from RefSeq and is a predicted model, not a curated record. Bases 1 to 417 code for a protein of 138 amino acids. The transcript has a single exon. Gene Ontology annotation, molecular function: heme binding; monooxygenase activity; oxidoreductase activity, acting on paired donors, with incorporation or reduction of molecular oxygen. Lineage: Eukaryota; Euglenozoa; Kinetoplastea; Trypanosomatida; Trypanosomatidae.
AUGCGUCUUUUUCCUGUGGACCCGCUCGUCUACCGUGACGCUGACAAGGAGGUGCACCUCCCAGCCUCUGAUGUUACUCUACAAAAGGGAAGUGUUUGUGUGGUUAACAUUUUUGGUGUUCACCGCAGUGGGGGGAUUUGCGCUGAUGGUGCCGUUCUCUUCCGCCUGGAACGUUGGUUGGGGGAGGAAGGGAACAAGCUCCGCGAGCGGUGUGGUCGCUGUGGCUAUAUUCCUUUUAGUCUCAGAAAACGCAACUGUAUUGGGAAGGAGGUAUAUAGGCUCUAUGAUGUCAUCCUCACAACGGCCGCCCUUCUGCGACAUUUGCGUUUUGGCCCGGUUGGGUCAUUUCCCCGUACGCAGUUUGGAUUUACAAUGGCGUCACACGGGCCCGUGUCGUGUAACUUUACUGCUGAGUAA